UUUCAGUUUCUUAUAAAAGAUGAAGUCAACAUCACUUUAGAUAGUAGUAUUAUAUUAUACGUGCGAGUCAUGACUAAACUAAUUACCAACCGACGUGCAGCCCAUCCUACUCCGUAUUUAAAACCAAUCUGCUUUAGCCUUUUGCCCAUAUUGUCUUUUUCCAAAUAAGGCUAAAGACAAUUCAAAAAAAUAAGAUGGCGACGCAACUUCUGACCUUCAGAGAUGAUAGUAGCUUCAGGGACGAUAGUAGUCAAGAGGAUUGGCAUGACUUUGAGGUUCUUGGUCGUGGAGACGAGCCCAAGAUUCUUAUCAAGAAGGCGAGUAUAUUGUCUGAUUCCGAGAGGCGGAUCUCCGUUGACCCGAAGUCACUUUUGUCGAGGAACGAGAGCUUCAACAUGAUAACCUCACGCCCGAGAGAUCAUCAAAUGACGAAGCCUACCAAGUUUAUAAGCUGCAGCCUCCCGAACUCAGCAUCCACGUCUCCUAGACACAGCUGGAAGAACAGAACCACGGAGCAAGUUCUUGACCUAAUGCUCGUUCAAAACGCUGCCGUUUCGUUUGGAAGAAGCAAAUCUUGCGGUGAAGGACGUGCAUGCACGCCAUCCCUAGAUUUCGACAUGUUAUUACGAAAAUCAAGAACUGGACCUAAUCAUCAGCAACAUGAUCAUCAUGAUGAUAAUGAUAAUGUCUUAUCAUCCUCUAACACCAAGAGUCUCUCUAACAAGAGUAGCGGAAACAACUCUUUCUUCUCAAAGACAGAGUCUAACAAAAGCAAUACCAACACGGCGAACUCUAAAAGCAUCAACACCUUCGAAGACGGGUUCAAAUGCAGCGCGUUGUGUCUAUACCUACCCGGUUUUGGCAAAGGCAAACCGGUCAGAUCAUCAUCAUCAUCAUCAUCUCGAAAAGGCGACUCAUCAAUCACUAGAACCACGACAAUGACUUCUACUCAAUCAAUGGCGAGAACUGCUUCCGUUAGAGACACAACUGUGCUCUCAGCUCGAGCCUCGUUAGAGAAGUUUGACUGCGGCUCGUGGACUUCUUCAGCUAUGAUCCACGAGGAAAAUGUUGAUCUCGGUGGUCAUUUCUUCGACUUGCCUUCUGAGUUAAUCAAAGGCGGUCCUGGUGGGAAUGAUCAAGAUGAUCCUGUUUCAGCGGCUUUCGUGUUCAACAAGGAACCUAGUUUGGAGAAAGAGAUAAAAGGGGUUUUGAAGACUUCUGGUUCGAAGUCGAGACGGUCUAUGGAGUCGCAACUUCAUGUUCGGUUCUCAACUUCGUCGCCGGUUUCUUAUCCGACGUCUCCGAAUCAUUCUUCGAUCACGCCACGGUUGAUACAAGCCACCGAGGAUUUUAGUAGUUUCUUGGAAGCACAAACCGUGUGAAUAAUAUAAGAUGUGACUGAUUAACUACUAUUUUUUUUUUUCAUUUUGAUUUUCUUUUUAUUGAUUAAUC
This is a messenger RNA of Eruca vesicaria subsp. sativa (arugula), 1452 nucleotides long. The record is from the annotation of a GenBank genome assembly. NCBI's taxonomy places the organism in Eukaryota, Viridiplantae, Streptophyta, Magnoliopsida, Brassicales, Brassicaceae.